AUGUCCUUCAUAAACCCCGCCACAUUUGCCGCCCUCCACCCCGUCCACCACCUAAUAUUUGAAGAACUCGUCGCCUCCGCCCCUCACUCGGUCCUCCGAGUGGAGUGGACUCUAGAGGCUUUGCAAAAUACAGAGACGCUCAAGAUCUGCGACUUUGUGAGCCUCGAUACACUCUAUGAACUCACUGGUGUAGAGCCCCAUGACCAUACGCUACCCUCUCCCGCUGCUCCCUCACACGCGAUAGAAGCUAUCCCUCGCUACCGCAACAUAUACGGCAAUAUCUUCACCAAUCUUCAACGUCUCGAGUUUGGCUUUCCAGUUCUCCGAGAAAGAAUCGAUGCCUAUUUCAAUCCGCUCUUACCGGAGGAGGACCCCGGUCCGUCGGAUCGAGAGGAGAUUCUUUUCAAAUGCAUCAAGAGGCUGUUGCCGAGCAAUCUCAGGGAGGUCGUUCUCCAUUUGGACGAGGAAGGAGAGGAGUACUGGAACAAGGCUGAGGACUUCCUUGACACUCUAGCCCCUCGAGAAGCAGUCAUCUUGAUCCGAGGAAAAGUCUUGAACAGAGCCCACACUGUGGCCGAUGACGGCAGUGGAAUGACGUCGUCGACUUUUACACGAUGA
Cryptococcus amylolentus CBS 6039 is the source of this 618-nucleotide messenger RNA. RefSeq lists its product as hypothetical. Bases 1 to 618 code for a protein of 205 amino acids. Lineage: Eukaryota; Fungi; Basidiomycota; Tremellomycetes; Tremellales; Cryptococcaceae. The transcript is spliced from 2 exons. The record is from RefSeq and is a predicted model, not a curated record.